CAGUGAGUCCUGGACUUGACCUGAUUUGUCAGUUUGAUGACUUCACUGAACUGUCGCUUCUCCAGGGAUUUAUUGUCUUACAAUUCAACCUAGGGACUCCCUGUUUCCCCGAUUUGUUGAAUGAAAAUGAAGAUGCAUAAGGGAUUUAUUAGAAGAGGCAUUUGACAUCAAAGCGCAACAUCUGAGGAGGCUCUAAUUAUCCGUUACCAUGGCUUACCCAGAGCACUUUGAUUGGUUAAAAGAGACCACCAGCUUGUUUCCAGGUUUGCCAGGGUUUUCCAGCAUGUUUGGUAAGAAGAAGAAACGGCUGGAGAUCUCAGCUCCGUCUAACUUUGAGCACCGGGUCCACACGGGCUUCGACCCACGUGAGCAGAAGUUCACCGGGCUGCCACAGCAAUGGCAGAGCCUGCUGGCAGACACUGCCAACCGCCCCAAGCCCAUGGUGGACCCCUCCUACAUCACCCCCAUCCAGCUGGCACCAAUGAAGAUAUCUCCCAAGAAAGUCCGGUCAUCUGAAACGCCGUUGUCCAAAACUAUUGUUCGAGGGAACCGGCCACCCAAAGAUGCAUCCAUUAACGGCCUGCUGGAGGAGUUUGACAACAUUUCAGUAACUCGCUCCAACUCACUGCGGAAGGAGAGCCCACCAGGCCCCCAUCAGGCUGGAACCAGCUCAAAACCUUUGGGCAUUGGACAUCCCACUGCUCCAGAGGAAAAUGGAUUCAACCAUUACUACUCUCGCUACUCAUGUGACCUGGAUACCUCUAGUAGAGACUUUUCUCUGGAUCACAGCAAGCCAAACUUCUCUAUAGAUGGGGACUGGGCUGUUGGGAGACACUAUCGAUUCACCAAACAGAAUGGCCACUCGCAUCCUAUACGCAGCCCCUUCUACCCAGACGCCAUGCCUCAAAAAUCAGACUAUGGCAAGCUCCCCCCAGACUACCACACCUACUUGGAGAGCAAAGUGCGCUCAGCUGAUGAGGCAGCCUCUAUGGUGGGGAGUGGAGUGGGCUCCAGUGGCUACUACCGUGCAUCAGUGGGAGGUUCAUCUAGCCAGGAUUACCGGGACACUUCAGUUGGCACCCCAUCUCGUGCCUCUCUUCACAGCGAGCAGAUCAACUACCCAGACAGUGAGUGGAGCUAUGGUGGCCUGCGGGAUGAAUAUGACAAGAGACCCAAGAGCUCCUAUGUGACCCAGACUAGCCCCACGCCGGCUAUCAGGCAGCGAUCUCGAUCAGGAUCUGGGCUGCAGGAGCAAAAUGUCCCCUAUGCGGCCAGCGGGGCUUUCAGGAACCCGCCACAGGCUCAUCCGUACAGCUCCUACACCUACCCUCGCCUCUCGGAGAGUCUUGCUAACUCCCAGACAAUAGCCAAGGGUGACUAUGAUCGUCCAUCUCGUGAUGAAAGUCCCCAGGUUGCAGGUGGUGGCACCUGCCCCAGAGGGCCUCUCAAGCUACCUCAGAGCCAUGCCAAACCACCUGGCUACCCCCCAGUGCACCUACCAUACCCUCCCAUCUUUCACCAUUACAAACCCUCACCUUACCAUCAUCCUCCGUCUCAACCCAGUCCACCAUACACCCCUCAGGGGGCUUACUCACAGCCUUCAUCACCCUACAUCCCCCCGGGGGCUUAUCCGCCUCCUUCAUGGGGGUCGAGCUCUGACACUCAACCCUCCAGAGUUUCCCAUGAGCAGUUCAGAGCUGCACUUCAGCUAGUGGUCAACCCAGGCGACCCUCGGGAAUACCUGGACAACUUCAUUAAAAUUGGCGAGGGUUCCACAGGCAUCGUGUGCAUUGCCAGCGAGAAGCACAGCGGCAAGCAGGUGGCAGUGAAGAAGAUGGACCUGAGGAAGCAGCAGAGGAGAGAGCUGCUUUUCAAUGAGGUGGUGAUAAUGAGGGACUACCAUCAUGAAAAUGUGGUGGACAUGUACAACAGUUACCUGGUGGGAGACGAGCUUUGGGUUGUCAUGGAGUUUCUUGAGGGAGGGGCACUUACCGACAUUGUGACUCACACCAGGAUGAAUGAGGAGCAGAUUGCCACUGUGUGUCUGUCAGUGCUUAGGGCCCUGUCCUAUCUGCACACACAGGGCGUCAUCCACCGUGAUAUCAAGAGUGACUCUAUUCUCUUGACCAGCGAUGGAAGGAUUAAGCUUUCAGACUUCGGCUUUUGUGCCCAAGUUUCCAAAGAAGUGCCCAAGAGGAAGUCACUGGUGGGCACACCUUACUGGAUGGCACCAGAGGUCAUCUCAAGACUGCCUUAUGGGACAGAGGUGGAUAUUUGGUCUUUAGGUAUCAUGGUGAUCGAGAUGGUGGAUGGAGAGCCCCCGUACUUCAAUGAGCCCCCUCUGCAGGCCAUGAGGAGGAUACGAGACAACCUGCCACCACGGUUAAAAGAAUCACACAAGGUGUCGUCUGUGCUGCGGUCCUUCCUGGACCUGAUGCUGGUCAGGGAGCCGUCACAGAGAGCCACUGCCCAGGAACUCCUCCAGCACCCCUUCCUCAAAUUGUCUGGACCACCUUCUUGCAUUGUCCCCCUCAUGAGACACUACCGCCAUCGCUGACCCACCAGCCCAAACCUGCCCUUUUCUACACAAAAACUACACAUACAUACACCUACCCCUCUAGGGUGACACUGCCCUCACCCAGCCAAAACACACACCGUUCGGUGGCGUGCCACUUAAUAGUCACACCUGUAACAAUGAAGUAGAUUAAAUAGAAGAAUAUAUAAGAAACACAUUUAAAACACACACAUCAGAGACAAAAAACAAAACAGAACAAAAAAAACAAAAAAACAGUAACCUUUGAACUGUAGAGCUGUAGAAGAGCAUACAGUGCCAGAGAAACUCACUAGUCAUCCUGUAGAAAUGCGUGGGCUAACUCGCCCUGCAGCAGUCUUCUUUCUUCCCAGACUUUGAGUCUUCAGCUCCACAUAGACUCUCAGUAGCCAUCAGCCUUCCAGAGCUUCAGAAGGGUGUGCCCGAGUGGCUGACGAGGCGGAGGAACUCAGGCACUGCCCCAGCCAACAAUCAGCUCCGCGGAGAGAGGCUUCGGAUACUUUGCUGCUCAGCUGCUCGGACAGGAACGAGCUCUCAUGCAUCUCUCUUUCUCUCUCUUCUCACACACUAAAAGUGAAAAUGUAUUUUAGAAAAACUUGUAAGAUUUUCUGUACAGUUUUGAUAAUUUGCAGUAUUUUAUUGUGUCGUAACCAUUGUGAUAUGAGCAGUAUUAAAUAGUUUCUGCAGAGAUUUUUCCUACUGUUUAUAAUCCAGUUUUUGCUUAAAGAUAAGAGAAAUCCCAAAUAAAUCCAUCUAAACUUAACUGUUACAAAAAAUACUUAAUAUAUUUAUUAUCUCACAUUUGUAGACGGAACUUCCAUUAAAUGUUGGAAAAAAGGGUAAUGUCAGAAUUUUGUAUGACAUUUAAGAAUAUUUAUUUAUUUAUUGAAACUGAAGGUAUACUUUUAUUUGUAGUGUGGCCUUUUUGUUUGUUUCUCUUUUUGUUUUUGUUGGGUUUUGAUUCACAUUUCUAAAAGGCACAUUGGCAAACAGUGCUAUCAGUUGUUAUAUCAUCCAAGCAAUAUCCCAAACCUAUUUAUAAAACCACAACGCCCUGCUUUUCUUACAUUGUAAUACACUUUGCAUUUAAAUGUAGCACAGAUUGAAUGGCUUUGACCAAAAAUACAAAAAAAAAGAAAAAAAAAUCCUCAUGGGCAUAUUUUCUUUUGUAUUAGCAUUCUCGCUGUGUUUCUUUAAAUGCUAAUAGGCGCCUUCCUUCCAAGCAGAGUUCAAAAUGCCUAUAAAAAGGUCUCAUUUUCCACUCACAUCUUCACUGUCAUCAUCUCACUCCUUAUCCCACCUCAGUCAGACACACAGCGCUAUGACUAGAACUGUGCCGCCAUCUUCAUCUCCAAUUGGACCAGGAGAACAGUGUAACCUUCCUCCCCGCAUCGUUUUUACCCAUCAGUCACUGUGAUAUGUAAAUAUGACCAUGAGUGUGCGAGCGUGUGAGCCUGUGUUUGUCGAGGAGUAAAAGAGGCGGAGCGUGUUUAUCCCUGUACAGCAUCUGAACGUGCAUUUGCGUGUGUUUGUGUGCGUGUACCGCCAGCUAAUCCUUGACAAUGUGUCAAGAUUUGAAUGAGUUACACUUAUCUGUGGUUUUGGCUUGUACAGUGAUAUUGCAUGUUUGUUAUCAGUGAAGCUGGUUUCAAUUAAAAAAACGCACAUAAAAACA
Molecule: messenger RNA, 4226 nt
Organism: Melanotaenia boesemani (Boeseman's rainbowfish)
Lineage: Eukaryota; Metazoa; Chordata; Actinopteri; Atheriniformes; Melanotaeniidae
Gene: pak5
Product: p21 protein (Cdc42/Rac)-activated kinase 5
Exons: 12
Coding region: 209-2557 (782 amino acids)
Biological process (GO): protein phosphorylation; regulation of MAPK cascade; intracellular signal transduction
Cellular component (GO): cytoplasm
Molecular function (GO): protein serine/threonine kinase activity; ATP binding
Source: RefSeq, a predicted model, not a curated record